CGCGCCGGAAGCUAGAUCUUGACAGUCGGGGUGUGUGGGUCCUGGAUGCAGGUGUGCGGCCCCCGCUGCUACACUUAAUAUCCUGCCGUCCCGCCCAGCGGCUGGGCAGAAUGCGGCUGGGCUCCGGGGCCUUCGCUGCCAGCUGCGUAGCGAUUGAGGUGAUUGGGGUCGCGAUAUUUAUUCGGGGAUUCUUCCCAGCUCCUGUGCGUUCUUCUGCCAGACCGGAGCAUGGUGCAGAGACCCCAGCGCCCGAACCCGUAGCAGGAGUCAGUUCGAACUGGACCAAGCUGCCACCACCACUCUUCAGUAAAGUGGUUAUUAUGCUGAUAGAUGCUUUAAGAGAUGAUUUUGUGUUUGGGUCGAAAGGCGUGAAGUAUAUGCCCUACACAACGUAUCUGGUAGAAAAAGGAGCGUCUCAUAGUUUCGUGGCUGAGGCAAAGCCACCCACAGUUACUAUGCCUCGAAUCAAGGCACUGAUGACGGGAAGUCUCCCUGGCUUUGUUGAUGUCAUCAGGAAUCUCAAUUCUCCUGUUCUCCUAGAAGACAAUGUGAUAAGACAGGCAAAGGCUGCUGGGAAAAGAAUAAUCUUUUAUGGAGAUGAAACAUGGGUUAAAUUAUUCCCAAAGCACUUUGUGGAAUAUGAUGGGACAACAUCGUUCUUUGUGUCAGAUUAUAUAGAGGUGGAUAACAAUGUCACAAGGCAUUUGGACAAAGUAUUAAGAAGAGGAGACUGGGAUGUGCUGAUCCUUCACUACCUAGGGCUGGAUCACAUUGGCCACAUUUCUGGGCCCAACAGCCCCCUGAUUGGUCACAAGCUCAGCGAAAUGGACAGUGUGCUCAUGAAAAUUCAUACGUCACUGUUGUCAAAGGACAGAGAAACUCUCUUACCCAGUCUGCUGGUUCUCUGUGGUGACCAUGGAAUGUCUGAGACAGGGAGCCAUGGGGCCUCUUCCACAGAGGAAGUGAGCACACCUCUGCUCCUAAUCAGCUCUGCGUUUGAAAGGAAACCUGGGGAUGUUCGACACCCAAAGCACGUCCAGCAGACUGACUUGGCUGCAACACUAGCAAUAGGACUCGGUUUGCCAAUUCCUAAAGAUAAUGUAGGAAGCCUCUUAUUCCCAGUUAUAGAGGGAAAACCGAUGAGAGAGCAGCUGAGAUUUUUACAUUUAAACACAUUACAGCUUAGCAAACUAUUGCAAGAAAACAUACCAGCCUAUGAAAAAGAUCCUGGAUUUGAGCAGUUUAAAAUGGCAGAAAGGUUGCAUGGAAACUGGGUCAAACUGCACUUGGAAGAAAACCAUUCAGACAUUCUGCUUGGCUUGGGGACCAAAGUACUCAGGCAGUACCUGGGUGCCCUGAAGACCCUGAGUCAGUCCCUGAGCAUACAAGUGGCUCACUAUGACAUCUACUCAAUGGCAGUGGGGACACUCAUGGUUUUGGAGGUUCUCACCCUGUUUCUCCUUAGCACUCCACAUGUGCUGUGCAGAAAGGCUGAACUGGAUGUUCCCCUGUUGUCUCCUGUGUUUUCUCUGCUCUUUUACUUGAUAUUUUUGGUUCUUUCGGCCAUUCAUGUCCUGGUGUGCACCUCAUCUGAGAGCUCGUGCUACCUCUGUAACCUCCCAUGGCUGGCAGCAGGGGCUGUGAUGGUACUUGUUUCUGCACUUUUCUGUGCAAUUUUGUCCUCUCUUAUCAGGAUGGUCACCGACGGCACUCUGCUGAGGAAGAAUGCAACUGUUGCCAGCUCAGGGUGGUCAGAGGUGAACCUCCUUCUUCUUCUGGGCACAGUGGGCCAUGUUCUGAGCCUGGGAGCCAGCAGCUUCGUGGAGGAAGAGCACCAGACGUGGUAUUUCCUUAUUAAUACUCUGUGCCUGGCUCUGAGCCAGGAAACCUGUAGGAGCUACUUUCUGGGAGAUGAUUGUGAACCUCAGCGUCACUUCCAGGUGGAACAAAAAUGUGUGAAUGUCCUUGCCUGUACCCUGCAGGACAGCACAAGCUGCAGUACCCCUGAGUCUGAGUCUGACACAGCAGGUAAACGGGCCUCCCUGUUGGAAGCACACGGAAGCUGCAAAUGGUGGACAGUGCUGGCAAGUCCGUGGCUGGUGCUGAUCUGCUGUCGGCUACUGCGCUCCUUGAACCAGACAGGGGUGCAGGGAGCCCAUCGCCCUGACUUUAGUCACUGGCUUACCAGCUCUGACCACAAAGUCCAUCUCUCAGGCCUGGCUGCCCUCUCCCUGGUUGUGAUCUUCAUGUUAGUUCAGAAGGGCUGCUCUCUUGUAUCCAAGGUGGCCCUAGCACUGGGGCUGCUGGGUGUCUUCUGCUACAGAGCAGCCAUUGGGAUUGUGCUGUUCCCGUGGCAACCAGACAACAAAGGCAUUUCAAAGGGAAUUACUGAAGCUCGUUUUGUUUAUGUCUUUGUCCUUGGCAUUCUGUUCACCGGCACCAAAGAUUUACUUAAAGCACAAGUCAUUGCAGCAGACUUCAAAACCAGGAUUGUAGGCUUGUGGGAGAUACAUAGUGGGCUAGUUCUUCUGGCAGCUCUGCUCUUGAGACCACACAACCUUCCAGUGUUAGCAUUUAGCCUCUUGAUUCAGACUGUAAUGACUAAGUCCAUCUGGAAGCCCCUGAGACAUGAUGCAGCCCAGAUCACUGUAAUGCAUUAUUGGUUCGGUCAAGCAUUCUUCUAUUUCCAGGGCAAUUCCAACAACAUUGCUACCAUCGACAUUUCAGCAGGCUUUGUGGGCUUGGAGACCUACAUGGAAGUUCCGGCCACUUUCCUCACAGUGUUUGGAACAUAUGUAGGGCCUGUGCUUUGGGCCAGCCACCUUGUGUACUUCCUGAGCUCAGAAGGAAACAAUGGUUCAGCACUGAGCCGUGCUUGCUUCUGCUAUGCACUGAUUUGCUCUGUUCCAGUUGCCACGUACAUUGUUCUGGUGACGUCUCUGCGCUACCACUUAUUCAUAUGGAGUGUGUUUUCUCCAAAGCUGCUCUAUGAAGGGAUGCAUCUGCUCAUCACGGCUGCCAUUUGUGCAGUGUUCACUGCCACAAACCAGACUCGCCACUCGAGGGCUUAGGUGGGGACAGAUAUUUGGAGCUGAUCAGUAACUGUUUGCAUUAUGGAUUUGAGUAUCGAACUGCUUACAUGCAAGAUUAUUCUG
Messenger RNA from Rattus rattus (black rat), 3155 nucleotides. RefSeq names its product phosphatidylinositol glycan anchor biosynthesis class G (gene Pigg). The coding region runs from base 111 to 3071 and encodes 986 amino acids. NCBI's taxonomy places the organism in Eukaryota, Metazoa, Chordata, Mammalia, Rodentia, Muridae. The transcript is spliced from 13 exons. The record is from RefSeq and is a predicted model, not a curated record. Gene Ontology annotation, biological process: GPI anchor biosynthetic process. Gene Ontology annotation, cellular component: endoplasmic reticulum membrane.